This is a messenger RNA of Musca domestica (house fly), 604 nucleotides long. Its product is annotated as thioredoxin domain-containing protein 17. Gene Ontology annotation, cellular component: cytosol. Bases 204 to 584 code for a protein of 126 amino acids. The transcript has 3 exons. Gene Ontology annotation, molecular function: protein-disulfide reductase [NAD(P)H] activity. Lineage: Eukaryota; Metazoa; Arthropoda; Insecta; Diptera; Muscidae. The record is from RefSeq and is a predicted model, not a curated record.
UUUCAUGAAUUAUUCUUACAUUGACACAAGUCGAGAAAAGUUCCUUAUAUACCGCACUGUUGUUUGGAAAUUCCAUCAAAACGCGUUUCCUUAGGCAAAUAGUCGGUGAUAUUUAUAAAAUAUCACAACGUCAGUUGUAUACGACAACAACAAAACGUACUUAUAACUUGCAAAAUCAAGUUCAGACAAAUAAAAACAACAUUAUGGUUGUUCAACACAACGUAAAAGGUUAUGAAGAUUUCAUUAAAUUGGUGGGCGAACUAGAAGGUUCGGGCCAACCCAUUCAUGUUUUGUUUUCCGGCGGCAAGGAUGAGUCAGGCAACAGUUGGUGUCCCUAUUGUGUAAAAGCUGAACCGGUGAUUCAUGAUGCAUUGGCAAAAGCUACUGAGAAAUCACAUUUUGUACACGUCGAUGUGGGCGAGCGUAGCUACUGGAAAGAUUUAAAUUGUCCAUUCCGUAAGGAUCCCAACACACAUUUGGUAUUUUUGCCCACUCUAUUGCGUUGGAAGUCCCCGCAACGUUUGGACGGUGAACGUUGUUCCAAUAAGGACUUGGUGGAAAUGAUGUUUGAAGAUGAGGACUAAGCCAUAAAAAGAAAAAAGAA